Molecule: messenger RNA, 3217 nt
Organism: Salvelinus namaycush (lake trout)
Lineage: Eukaryota; Metazoa; Chordata; Actinopteri; Salmoniformes; Salmonidae
Exons: 7
Coding region: 749-2695 (648 amino acids)
Source: RefSeq, a predicted model, not a curated record
UGUGUGUGUGUUAAUGAUUAGGGGUCCGUUUAAAACCAGACGGAACCAUUUGUGGGGGCACAGUUUGUCAGUAGGGCCAGAGGGACAGGGUGCACCAGGAGACUCACACACACUUGAACAUCCAGCCUCUGAACCGAACCAGGCCAGGCGGCUUCGUCUGAUACAGCCGCUUCUCAAGAUCCAACAGAAAAUCAACUACACACAUUACAGGUAAGACAACAACGGGUUCAAGGGUUAGGUUGUUUGUUGACACCUUAAAUAUCACAUAUUGAUCAAAACUGACCUGAUGUCUGUCAGGUUGGUGAGUCAAUCUCUUCAGUAUGAGAUUAGAUUGGUCUGAUCAACAGAGAGAUGGGGACCAGAGAGACUCUAGGUCAGGAUUAAGUUCAGUUCAAGGUUAGGUUUAAGUCCAGUUUAAGGUGAAAGUUAGAACGUUGAAGUGCUCUGCCUCUGAAACACCUCUAGCCUGUGUAGGAGAGUCAACCAGCAGAGCAGCCUAAACCCCCUGAUGAGACUCAGGCUUGCAGACAGAACACCCUCUGAGGCUGCAGUUUAGACGGGUGGAAUCAGACCCAGUGGUGGCUAUAGCCUGGAGACAAUGUUUUUUUUUCUUGUGUCAAGCAAGACAUCUAAAGAUUGAUUUAGUCCAACCAGGACACUGGGUAAAAGGCAGCACUUUAUUUGAAAGUAAGUCGUUUUUACAGUGGUAGGUAUUUAACUGAAAUUGUCCAUAGGAGAGGCGGAGGCCAUGGCUGGUGGGAGGAGAGCAUCGUUCUCUGGUGUGCUCACUGUUGCUCUGCUAGCCACCAUACUGCUGCCUGAAUUCCUGUCGGCAGGGCCGGUGGUUCAGAUGCUCAAAGGAGAUGUAGGGGAUGCCACUGAGGAGACAGCGGUUGCCAUGGCGUCACCAAGGAGGCUUGUCCGUAACCGUAGAAACAUCAGCUGGUACAAGCAACACUCAGACUUCUGGAGCUGGUACAAAUACUUCACGGACAAUGGAAACACGGAGGCAGUCCAGGAGCUGGACAAGGUCUACCUGGCCUACCUCCAGAAUAAGAACCGCGCUGAGGGCCGUCGCUCCUACAAGGCCUACCUGGGUCACCUAGGGGACAUCUACAAGGCCUGCGCCGACUCAGAGGACCCAAACUGUGUGGCCUCUGCAACCAACCGGCCCAAACCUGAACCCAAGACCCCUCCCAAGCCCGUCCCCGCCCCUGUCAAGGCCUGUGACCCCUACAGGGACCCGUAUUGUCUCUAUGCCGCCCUGGCACGAGCCAAGAGCCAGCCCCCACCUUCCCCCGCUCCGGUCAAGGCCGCAGCCCCCCUGUAUGCACGCUCCCCUGUGGCCGUUAAAGACCCUCAUUCUGGGCACCACUACUACUCCCCUGCCGUGCAGUCCUUCCUCUCCAAGGAGCAGAAGUCGGAGCUGCUGCGUAUCUGUUCAGCGGAGGAUGUGGAGUGUCUCCAGUUUCACCUGAGAGCUGCUUUCGGCCACAAGCCCUCCGCUGGGCCCCUGCCCUCCUACGCCCACCUGGGCUGUGACCCGAAAGACCCCUCUUGUAAACCCCAGCUGGUCCAGAAAGGCCCCUCCGGCCUCUUCCUCCGUUACCCCAACUGUGACCCCAGAGACCCUCGCUGCGCCUACGCUGCAUCACUACAGGCACACCGUGCCCCCGCCCCCUACACCCCGACGGGUCCUGGUUCCUGCAACCCUCUGUUUGAGGAUGGCUGUAACCCUCUCACCGCCACAAAGUUUACCACGGCACCGGAGAAGUUCAAGGAGGAACACAAAGACGAUCCCGCCGCAAUGCGCGCCGCGGCCCCUGAGCAACGCAGUGACCCAUUCACUAUGUACAGGGAUGCGUAUGCUAACGCUAAUGCUAACCGCCAAGCCAAUGCUCCCAGCGCUCCAUAUAGUGACCCAUAUGCCAUGUACCGCCAAGCCAGUGCUACCAGCGCUCCAGCUAGCGACCCAUAUGCCAUGUACCGCCAAGCUUUUGCUAACGCUCAAGCUAACGACCCAAACGGCAUGUACAAACAAGCUAAUGCUAACACUAAUACUAACGAUCCCUUUGCAAUGUUUCGUGAAGCCGCAACCUCCAUGCACAGACGUACCCACCCCUCCCCCCAGGGGCAGGCCCCCGUCCCACCUCCCCGCUAUGAGGAAGCCCCCAAGGAGGAUCGCCACCCGUUGGGCCCCCGAGGAAAGACCAAGGAGGGCUACGAAUGCUACAUUGGCUAUGACCAGGAGUGCUACCCAAUAACCCGCACAGAGCCGCGUUCCGGUGCCCACCGUAACACCGCCUACCCCGCCGAGCCCUACGAGCCACAUCUCAACGCUGAUGGAUCACGGAACGGAGUCAUGGAGCCUUCCGACCCCGACUGUGACCCGGAGUAUGACACCAACUGCCGCCUGCGCCGUUACCAAACCCAGGAGGAGCUGCUGCCAUACGCCAAUGCCCAGGCUGAACACCAUGGGGGGCCAGAGGCAGAGCCCAGCCAGGACCACAGUUACAGCCAGGGAGAGCCAGAGAGAGACAGCGAGGCAGAGUCAGAGCCAUACCAGAGUGGCCAGGAGGAGACCUACGGGGCUUAUCCCCCUCCCUCGCAGGGGCUGUCGUACGGGUCCUACCCCUCACCCCAGCGGGGAAUGCCCAGCUUCCAAGACAUGCUGAGAGGAUACGGAGACCAGUAACCUGAACAGGACGACCACAGAGCAUACGCUGCUGACUACAGCAAAAAAUAAGUAAACACACACACACACUGCAUACACGAAGACACACUACAUAUGCCAUAAAGACUACAACAACAAAAACGAACCAACACACCAGCUAAAAUGGGAGCAGAUGACGUGGGACACUAUUUAAUACAAAAUAAUAAUAGAAGACUGAAGUCUGACACACACAUAUGUCAUGUACGCACGCGCGAACAGGCACGCGCGAACAGGCACGCACACACGCAGUAAAGUGCUCUUAGCAGUAGGAGUUUCUCUCCACUAGAUGUUUUUAGAUGUUUUAUCUGGCAGUUUGUUAGCUUUUAUUGAUUGAUUGACAAUAAUUGACAAUUGAUUGAUCCCCUCCUUAUUUAAUAAAUUCUCGCAGCUUCGCUUCUGUAGCUACAAACCUCACAUGCUUUUUGUGUUUGUUUUGUUCAUGAUGUAUUAUGUAAAGUUUUUUUUCCACUUUGAAUGUUUUAAAUAAAAGCUUUGAAAAACGUG